AUCCCAUUGGCUUUGCUCAGAUGCGUGAAGCUAUCAUAGCAGAAGAAACUGAGAGACUUAGUUGUGUACAGAGAAGACACCCUCUGAUCCUCAGGCCAAAAACAAGGAGCCCUUUGAAUAUAACAGGAGCCAGGAAUGCCAUUUGACUUGCAUGGACUCCAUUGAAAGCUAUGGAAGAACAGAAAAGAUGCGAUGAAAACUGCAGCGAAAAGACACCGGUGGAUACCUUCUUUUGCAUCUCCUUCAUGUGGUGAAGAAAGAGGAGCCACCAUGCAGCCAUCUCAGGAUUCAGUGUCCUUUGAAGACGUGGCUGUGCAUUUCACCCAAGGGGAGUGGGCCCUGCUGCGCCCAGCCCAGAGAUCUCUGUACAAGCAAGUCAUGCUGGAGAAUUUUGGUAACGUGGCCUCUCUGGGACCGCCGAUUGCCAAACCUGACCUCGUAUGCUGGCUGGAAGAGGAGGAAGAGCCACUUCCCCUGACCUCUGAUGAGGAGGAGAAAUUUGCAGGAAGCUGCCUAGGUCUAUCAUGGGACUGUAUGGAGCCUGCAUUUCCUUCCAAAGGAGGAGGAGUGUGGGACGUAAAUGAAGUGAAAGAGCAUCCAGUGAUGGAGAAAGAGAAUACAUUUCCCCAUCUGAAAGAGUAUAGUGAACAUUUUGAUAAACAGAGGCAGAAAGGAGGGAAAAACCCACCCAAGCAGAGAAAUAAUUCUAGUCAUUUGCGGAAGAUGGAUUCUCAACAGCAAAAAAAAAACAAAGACAAUAGGAAUGAGCACACUGCAAAAGGGGGGAAAGUUCCUGAAAAAUCAGAUAUUAAUAUUCAAUGUAACAUCUUUAACAGUAAGAAAAUAUAUAAAUGUCUAGAUUGUGGGAAAAGGUUCGGUCACAGUGGAAGCCUAAUUUCCCAUCAAAGAAUUCACACAGGGGAGAAACCAUAUAAAUGCCUGGAAUGCGGAAAGAGCUUUCGUGUGAGUGGAAACCUUACUUCUCAUCAAAGAAUGCAUACAGGGGAAAAACCAUAUAAAUGUCUCGUGUGUGGUAAGAGCUUCCGUUUGGGUGGAAAUCUUACUUCCCAUCAAACAAUUCACUCAGGCAAAAAACCAUAUAAAUGUCUUCUGUGUGGAAAAAGCUUCCGUCAGAGUGGACACCUUAAUUCCCACCAACGAACUCACACAGGAGAGAAAAAAUAUACAUGCCUGGAGUGUGGAAAAAGUUUCAGUCGGAGUGGAAACCUUACAUCCCAUCAAAGAAAUCACACAGGGGACAAACCAUAUAAGUGUCUGGAGUGUGGGAAACGUUUCGGUGAUCGUGGAAAACUCAAGUCCCAUCAAAGAAUUCACACAGGGGAGAAACCAUAUGAAUGUCUGCAGUGUGGAAAAAGCUUUAACGAAAGUGGAAAACUUACUGUCCAUCUAAGAAUUCAUACAGGGGAGAAACCGUAUAAAUGCUUAGUGUGUGGGAAAUGCUUCAGUCAGAGUGGAAACCUUAAUUCCCAUCAACGAACACACACAGGAAAGAAAAAAUUUCUAGAGUGUGGAGAAAGCUUCAGUCAGUCUAUAUACCCUAGUUCCUAUCAAAGAAUUCACACAGGGUCAAAACCAUAUAAAUGCCUCACAUGUGGAAAAAGCUUCAAGCACAGUUGGGCUCUUACUGUUCAUCAAAGAAUUCACACAGGGGAGAAACCAUAUAAAUGCCUAGAGUGUGGAAAAAGUUUUGGUGAGCAUGGAAAACUCAAGUCCCAUCAAAGGAUUCACACAGGGGAGAAACCGUAUAAAUGUUUGGAGUGUGGAAAAAGCUUCAAGAUAGGAGGAAAACUUACUGUCCAUCAAAGAAUUCACACAGGGGAGAAACCUUACAAAUGUCUGGUGUGUGGGAAAAGAUUCAGGCAGAGUGGAAAUCUUACUGUCCAUCAAAGAGUUCACACAGGGGAGAAACCAUAUAAAUGUUUGGAGUGUGGAAAAAGCUUCAAGGAAAGCGGAAAACUUACAGUGCAUCAAAGAAUUCACACAGGGGAGAAACCAUAUCAGUGUCUGGAGUGUGGGAAAAGAUUCAGGCAGAGUGGAGAUCUUACUGUCCAUCAAAGAUUUCACACGGGGGAGAAACCAUAUAAAUGCCCAGAAUGUGGGAAAAGCUUCAGUCAAAGUGGAAACUUAACUACCCACCAUAGAAUUCACACUGGGGAGAAACCAUAUAAAUGCCUGGAGUGUGGAAAAAGCUUUAUUCACAGUGGAAACCUAAUGUCCCAUCAAAGAAUUCACACAGGGGAGAAACCAUAUAAAUGCCUGGAGUGUGGAAAAAGCUUCAGUCAGAGUGGAAGCCUUACUUCUCAUCAAAGAAUUCACACAGGAGAGAAAAAAUAUAAAUGCCUGCAAUGUGGAAAAGGCUUUAGUCAGAGUAAAAACCUUACGUCCCAUCAAAGAAUUCACACAGGGGAAAAACCAUAUAAGUGCCUUGAGUGUGGAAAACACUUCAGUCGGAGUGACAGUCUUACUUCCCAUCAGAGAAUUCACACAGGGGAGAAACCAUAUAAAUGCCUCGAGUGUGGAAAGAGUUUCAGUGAGAGUGGAAACCUUACUUCCCAUCAGAGAAUUCACACAGGGGAGAAACCAUAUAUAUGCCUAGAGUGUGGGAAAGGCUUCAGUCAGAGUUCUCAGCUUAUUUCCCAUCAAAGAAUUCACACAGAAAAGAAAAAAUACAAAUGCCUGGAGCGUGGAAAGACCUUCAGUGAUCACAGAAGACUUACUUCUCAUCAGGGAAUUCACACUGGGGAGAAGCCAUAUAUAUUCCUGGGGAGUGGAGAAAACUUCAGCCAGACUUCACAACAUAUUUCCCAUCAAAAAAUUCACACAGAAGAGAAAAAAAACAAGUGCCUGGUGUGUGGAAAAAGUUUCAGCGAGAGUCGAAAACUUACUGUCCAUCAAAGAAUUCACACAGGUGAGAAACCAUAUAAAUGUCUGCAGUGUGGAAAAAACUUCAGUAGAAGUGACAGUCUUACUUCCCAUCAGAGAAUUCACACAGGGGAGAAACCAUAUAAAUGCUUGGAGUGUGGCAAGCGUUUCACUGAGGGUGGAAGCCUUACUUCUCAUCAGAGAAUUCACACUGGGGAGAAACCAUAUGCAUGCCAGGAGUGUGGGAAAAGAUUCAGUCAGAGUUCACAUCUUACUGUCCAUCAAAGAAUUCACACAGGGGAGAAAAAAUAUGUAUGCCUGGAGUGUGGGAAAAGGUUUGGGCGGAAAGAUAGCCUAACUUCCCAUCAAGGAGUUCACACAGGGAAGAAAAAAUGGCAACUUCAGUGGGCAGACUCUGUGCCUUGACAUCCUUUCUGUGCUCCUUCUCCUACCGAAACCCUGCGCUCUCCAAGUACCAUCUCCCAAUCUCCAAGAAUUUCCCAACUCAGAACUGGCAACUGUAGAUGAGUGUCAGAGUCGCAGCUCAUUUCUUAUUUGCCAUCUGCAAGGUAAGAGCUCAGCAGAUACACAGAGGGAGGGACUAUGACUUUAGACCCCAGCAAAGUCUUUAACAGCCUCCAUAGUUUUGAGGGAAGAGCAGUGUUAUGUCAAGUUGGCCAUAUUAGUCCUAACUACUGGGGGCAGGUAUGGUGGUCAAAAGACAAAGCCCACCCAUUCUGGCAAUGGCCCAAUUGCAGAAGAACAUACAGUUGAAUCCACACUUGAACCCAUGGCCACCAUGCUCAAGACUAGUGCUUUUACUAUCCAGCUGAGCAGGCCCUAACAAAGGAGGAACACCUUUGGAUAUUAGGCAUUCCUCUGCAGUGCUGACGUCAUGCCCAGCCAUAUGGGGCCAGGCAGGGAUCUUCCAAAGGCAGGCCAGGCCAAAUAGAUAGGCACUGGUCUAGCGCACCUGGGGACCCUAGUCUGAGAGGUCAGGCCUGCCAUGCACUGCUGUCAUUUCAUCCAUGGUCAUAGAUCCAGAGGAGUUAGCCAUGUUAGUCUGUAGCUGCAAAAUAAUAGAGUCCAGUAGCACCUUGAAGACUAACCCGCUUAUUUGUAGCAUAAGCUUUCAAAAACCAUAGCUCUCUUCAUCAGAAGCAUGGAGGAUAUGAAGAACCUGGCCAGAGAUAUAUAGGUGGCGAGGGGAGCGGGGAGAGGAUGCAGGGAGUGAGGGUCAUGUAAAUGUAAAUCAGUUACAAAAAACCAUAAAAAAGGUGGAGUGCACAAUCCAGGCUGGGUGGGACCCCCCUCCAUAGCUGAAUCUGGAUGGAAUGAGAUAACCAUUCAUAGACUGUUUCCACACUGCCUUAAAAUAGCAGCAGGCUCCUGGAACGCUGGCAGCUUCUUCGCAUGAUAUGAGCUGAAAAAACGCCCUGCAUCCGUUUUAAAGAAAACAUCGCCUGAAGAAGCGGCCAGCGUUUUGGGAGCCUGCCGCUUUUUAAAAGUAGUAUGGAAACGGCCUUUGUCUCUAUUCAAUCCAAGUCUGACUGGUUUCAGAUUCAGAAGUGCAGUGAAGUGUGCAUAGCCCUGGGAGUCUUUGCAUACUGUUGAGUGCCCCGGGCUUCCCAUUUUCUAUAGCAUUCUGCCAAUCAACUUAAAGCCUGGUUUGCCUUAAUCUUAGAAAGCAGUCAUGCUUAUGUUGUGAUGCUUAUGUAUUUAACUAAGUUUGAGAAAUGUUAGGAGACCAGGUGUUUAUCAUAUGCAUUUCUACUUGUACUUGUAGGAUUAAUUUGCACCUACUUAUUAAGUUCUCGCCAAAUAACAAGAGUUAUGCUUUGUUUUAAAUAAAAUAAUAAACUCCAAGAUACUCUUGUUUGUCCUGCUGAUAAAGGAACUGACGUCUGCCCUCUAAUGUUUCGUUAUGCUACAAGAAAUUAGUCUCUCUCAAAAUGUUUGUCUUAAAAAGACCUCAUGGGUGAUU
This is a messenger RNA of Eublepharis macularius, 4867 nucleotides long. RefSeq names its product zinc finger protein 420-like. Gene Ontology annotation, biological process: regulation of transcription by RNA polymerase II. The coding region runs from base 193 to 3309 and encodes 1038 amino acids. The transcript is spliced from 8 exons. Gene Ontology annotation, molecular function: DNA-binding transcription factor activity, RNA polymerase II-specific; RNA polymerase II cis-regulatory region sequence-specific DNA binding. The record is from RefSeq and is a predicted model, not a curated record. NCBI's taxonomy places the organism in Eukaryota, Metazoa, Chordata, Lepidosauria, Squamata, Eublepharidae.